CACAAGAUUUCAACUUCCGUGAGUCUUGUGAGCUCAGGAAGAACUUGGAAAGACAUAGUGAAGCCAACGGGCACCUUGAAUUUCUACAGUUCUGUUACUUUAAUACAUUCUUGAAAAAAAAAUGGCUGGAAUGAGUGAUGCAGAAGUCCAGGGGCAGAUUGCCCAUAUGAUCGCUUUUAUUGACCAGGAAGCCUCUGAGAAAGUUGAAGAAAUUGAUGCAAAGGCUGAGGAGGAGUUUAAUUUGGAGAAAGGUCGAUUAGUACAGACUGCUAGGGCUAAAAUUAUGGAUUUCUAUGAUAAGAAAAUUAAACAAGUUGAACUCCAGAAAAAAAUUCAGCAGUCUAAUCUUCUUAACAAUUCACGUCUUCAAAUUCUGAAGAGAAAGGAGGAGCUGCUCAAUGAUCUUCUGGAUGACGCCAGGAAGCUGGCUACCAAGACAGUGAAUGAAGACCCACAGAAGUACCAGGAGACCAUGAUUAAACUGACACUUCAGGGUCUUUCUGCUCUGCUGGAACCUAAAGUUACUGUUCAAGUUCGUCCCCAGGAUGUUGAUUUAAUGAAGAAAAUCAUUCCAGAAGUUAUAACAAGAUAUAGAAAGCUGACUCAGGAUAAACACGAUGUCAAGAUUAUUGUUGAUGAUCAAAAUUUCCUUGCUCCAGAGAUUAUUGGUGGAGUUAUUGUCUCAGCUCAUGGUGACAAGAUCAGAAUUAACAACACAAUGAAUGAAAGGUUGAAGCUUAUAUCACGACAGAUGCAACCAGAACUCAGAGAGACAUUAUUUGGACCUAACCCCAACCGUAAAUUCAAGGAUUAAACUGCCGGCCAGAGUUAGAUUUUAUGUAACAGUUCAGACCAUUUUAGCUUAGGAGAACCUGAGAAUCAUUGCUUGUGCUCUACUGUAAACAUUGUAUCAGUUGCUCAAGCAAUUUUUUUCAGAGAAACAUUCCAUAGUUUAGUCAUUUUUUAUCAUGAGUCAAAUGUAAUCCAGUCAGCUAAAAUAUAAUUAUUGGGGAGACAGAUUUCACCUUGUUUGAAUCAAAACUUUUUGUCUGUAUGUUUUAUUGUAAGUAGAGCUUAUCUCCUAGUGUGGAGGGUGUCCAUGACAUUAAGUCCUAGAGGUUAUUGUAAGUAGCAGAGCUCAUAAAAUUUAUUUGGGUUGAAUGUCUACAUUUUUUGUUCAUGGUUUGGUUGGUUAUAGUGUGGAUAGAUCAGUGUGAGAUGAAAGCAUUGAUUGGUGUCUGGUCUUUUGAGUUACGGCUAAGCUAGAACAACUUGGAUCUGGUUCUGACAUGUAUUAAAGCUUCUCCUUAUGAUUUUAACCUUGUAACAACUUGGGUGGUCCUUGGCAUACCCAGUUCUUGAUUACCUGGUGAUAAUCAUAUUGGCAACCUGUCUAAAUAUCAUUAUGCAAGGCUUUUUUUUUUUCAUUCUGUACAAAAUGGAUGGUGUAUUAAAAGUGCAUUUUAGCAGCACUGUAUGUAAAAAUGGUAUCUGUAAAGAUUUUUUGUUUUGUUUACCUCACUGUAUAUUGUACCACAGAUGACAUUUAAUCAAUAGCACUCCAAUAACUGCUGGUGUAGAGAAUGUAGCCCUUACAUUCAACACCCCACCCUCAUCAUUCAUGGCUGUGAUCAUUCAACAAUUAGAGCAAACUUGUAACCCAGUGGUGUGUGUCCAUGUUCUGUAGUAGUCAGGGUAAGAUAAUCUAGAGUUGUAGCUGUACAGCCUAUGGUGUUUGUUUUUUUUUGGGACUGUUUCUUGCAUAUGGUGUUUAGACUGCACAAUUAUUGUACAACCUUCAUGUUAGUCAGGAGUAUUUUUUUUAAAAUCAUUUAUCAUGGCAUUGAUUUCUUCCAUUUGGUGAUUGAAUGUAUUUUUGGAUUCUUAUGAUUGUUUGUGUGAUUGUACUGGACAGAUUGCUGGACCAAGACCUGUCAUUUAAGUCCUUCAUUCUGUACUUUGUUUACCUGUUAAUAUUUAUUUAGCUCAUUACCUUUAUCAUUUUAUCAUAUAUUAAAUAUCAAUAAACCAGAAGUUUUACCUGU
Molecule: messenger RNA, 2045 nt
Organism: Physella acuta
Lineage: Eukaryota; Metazoa; Mollusca; Gastropoda; Physidae
Product: V-type proton ATPase subunit E 1
Biological process (GO): proton transmembrane transport
Cellular component (GO): proton-transporting two-sector ATPase complex, catalytic domain
Molecular function (GO): proton-transporting ATPase activity, rotational mechanism
Source: RefSeq, a predicted model, not a curated record